Messenger RNA from Cucurbitaria berberidis CBS 394.84, 1491 nucleotides. RefSeq lists its product as uncharacterized. Lineage: Eukaryota; Fungi; Ascomycota; Dothideomycetes; Pleosporales; Cucurbitariaceae. The record is from RefSeq and is a predicted model, not a curated record. The transcript has a single exon. The coding region runs from base 1 to 1491 and encodes 496 amino acids.
AUGACUACUGCUACCCUUAGCAACCGCCCCUCCAGGUCCUUCAACUGGGCCGACGACGAGGAGGACGAUUUCGAUUUUGAGUCCUGGAAAGCCACCGCCGACACUUCCGCACCUUCCAUCAAGGACUUGACCCCACUGCAACUUCCGCCCAGCGAGGAUGAAUCUCAAUUCACCGUCACCAAGCUAGAGCUCUCUAAAGAGCACGCGUCAAGCACGGUUUCUGGCGAGUUCCCGCUUCUCGAUGACACCUCGUCGACGGUUCAACAGCCCUCCGACGGUGAAGCAGAGGUGACUGGAGAAGCUGAAUGGCAGUGCGCUCAUGACCAACUCGUGUGUCGCGCACUACAAGACUCCUCUGAUAUGCCAGCGUACGGCGAGAUGAGCUAUUACGACGAGUAUAAUCCGAGUCCGCACAAGCGCGCCAACUAUACACAGAACUGGAACCAGAUGAAGGCGAAUAGCGGUCUUGACUGUCGGCGGCCAGUGCUUUAUAGGUCCUCAUCUUUGCGACAGGUCUUCUUCUUUGAAGAAGACGAAAUCACUGAGCCGAUCGAACCAGCGGACGAGGAUGUCGAGGCCUACGAGCGAUUCAGCGAGAUCGAUAUAAACGAUCUUCCUCAGCUCCAACACGGCGGCAGUGAGACGGACGAAGAGGAGGCACAGACGCCGCCUAUAUCGACUCCAGUACCGAUCAUCCGCAAGAAGAAUGACGAAAUGUCCGAUCUUGCAAAGACGCCUUCGAUUGACAUCGAAGUUGUGUCGGAUGAUGCGAUUACUACAGACAACCCGCCUCGUCCGAAGAUUGUCGCAGCAGCUGAUGGCGAUUUCGACUUUGACGAAGUCUUCGAGGACCCGAACGACACGAAGUCUUCCGACGAAGGCUAUCAUUCGACCUCUCCAGCUGUAUCUCCAACCUUUACAUGUAGCGACGAGAAGCUCGAUACAGCUUUCUCAAUGAAGACAGUUGGCCCGCGCCCCACCGCUUCUUUUGCUCAUCGCAAGCGCCCCGAGCGCCACGAUUCCAUGGACGCACUUGUCGAGUUCAGGAAGAACUCAGAAGACGAGGACGCCAUUGAAGAUGCAAUCGACGAUGAUGAGGAUCCACCCAAGGACCAAGACAUUAUCAUCGAUGAUAAGACACCGGGAGUCAUCGACCUCCCUCCUACUCUUCUCUCCAAUUCCCCACCAUCUCCAGACGCAACCGAGUGCAAGAUCGACAUUGUCAACGAUGAGCCACUUGAAGCUAUCGAUCAAACCCCCACUCUUCCUCCUGCCGCCUCUCGGAUUUCUCCAAAGGCGCUCGCUAUCGUACCGGAGAUGCCAUCCUCAGGUGUAGAACACAUCAAACCGAAUCCAAGUAUCUCAGAUUAUGUAUCUGGAGCUGUUUCGACUGGGUGUGGACUUAUCUCCCUGGUGCCCUGCAUAACAGUUGGCGUUGUCAUUGCGGGCGCCGUUGUCGGUGGCCUUUUCUGCCUCGCUCGCCGUCGCUAG